Molecule: messenger RNA, 1434 nt
Organism: Brettanomyces bruxellensis
Lineage: Eukaryota; Fungi; Ascomycota; Pichiomycetes; Pichiales; Pichiaceae
Exons: 1
Coding region: 1-1434 (477 amino acids)
Biological process (GO): ubiquinone biosynthetic process
Cellular component (GO): mitochondrion
Molecular function (GO): 2-octaprenyl-6-methoxyphenol hydroxylase activity; FAD binding; oxidoreductase activity, acting on paired donors, with incorporation or reduction of molecular oxygen, NAD(P)H as one donor, and incorporation of one atom of oxygen
Source: RefSeq, a predicted model, not a curated record
AUGAAUUCAAUGUUAGUAAGACGAUUUAUGGCCACGAGUGUUAAGCCAGCAGUUAGCAAAACUGGAUCGACAACUUUAUCCGAUAUUCUAAUUGUGGGUGCAGGACCUGCGGGAUUGACAUUGGCCUCGGCCAUCAAAAAUUCACCUGUGCUUCAAGAUUUAAAGUGCAUGCUUGUGGAGAGUAGCCGUAUCACAGAAGAUAUGAAUGAUUAUUAUGCAAGUCCUCCUAAAUACUAUUCCAAUAGAUGUGUGAGCAUAACGCCAGCUACCAUAGACUAUCUAAAAAAAAUUGGCACUUGGAACUUUAUCAAAGAAGAAAGAAUACAGAAUUACGAUUACAUAAAAACAUAUGAUGGUUUAAGUGGGGCCGCAAUGGACUUUGAUGCACCGAGUAUGGGAACGCUGAUAGAAAAUUACAAUCUGCAAGCCGCCGCUUAUGAAAGAGUCCUCCAACUAAACGAAGAGCAGCCAGAAAAUAAACUUGUCAUAAAGGAUGGUAACAAGGUUACUCAUAUAGCGACGGAUAGUGAGACUGGUUGCCCAGUUGUAAAGUUGGCCAGUGAAGAGAAGAUCCGGACUCGACUUUUAAUUGGAUGUGAUGGAGGACGAUCUCCCGUCCGAAAGUUUGCUCAGAUACCUUCACGAGGCUGGGCUUAUAACCGAUGGGGGAUUGUUGGAACUUUGAAGUAUAAAGAUACUGGUUUUAGAUCACCUACCGGCUGGCAAAGGUUUUUACCAACAGGUCCUUUAGCACAGCUUCCUAUGCCUGAUGAUUAUUUAAGUAUUGUGUGGUCCGUUCCACCUGAACUUGCAAUGAUUGUAUCUGGCCUUACGGACGAUCAGUUUGUAUUAAUGUUGAAUGCAGCUUCUCGUUUAACUCAGGAUGAGCUUGAAGUGUUAUAUAAACUUGCACGAGAUAAACCAGAACAGUUUGAAAAAGAAGCCAAAUGGAGAUUGGACAUGUUCAAUGCAAAAUUGACGACAGAAUCUGAGCAGCAAUAUCCUCAAGAAAUUGAAUCGAUCGUUCCAAAAUCACGUGGUCGUUUUCCCUUGAAACUUAGUCAUGCAGACGAUUACGUUGAUGAAAGAAUUGCGUUAGUUGGCGAUGCUGCUCAUACCACUCAUCCAUUAGCAGGUCAAGGCCUAAACAUGGGACAAGCAGAUAUUCAAUGCCUUGUCAAAACACUAGAAACUGCAAGAGAACGUGGCCUUGACUAUGGUACCAAGUUUGCGCUCGACCCUUACUUUAGUAGUAGAUAUCCGGUCAAUAAUGCCACGCUUGGUGUUGUCGACAAAAUUCACAAGAUUUAUGGAACUGAUUUUGCACCCAUUGUAUGUGCCAGAUCCUUGGGAGUUAACAUAUUAAACAAUCUUCCCUUUAUUAAAGAUUUGAUGGUCGGGCAAGUGAGUCAUAGGGAACUUGAGAAGAGAUAA